Messenger RNA from Suillus subalutaceus, 3213 nucleotides. RefSeq lists its product as uncharacterized. Gene Ontology annotation, molecular function: protein binding. Bases 1 to 3213 code for a protein of 1070 amino acids. The transcript has 4 exons. The record is from RefSeq and is a predicted model, not a curated record. NCBI's taxonomy places the organism in Eukaryota, Fungi, Basidiomycota, Agaricomycetes, Boletales, Suillaceae.
AUGGAGAACACCGAAGAUGAUCCUGUUCAAGAUCAUACCGCCAUUGGAGACGAGCUGUAUGCCCUGUUUGCAGAUCAAGGUGAUCUGCAAACCCUCCAGCUAGCGAUUGGUCAUUACAACGCAGCCCUCGCUGAAGAUGUCCUUGAUUCCCAAUGCAGCAGAAGCGACCAACUUUUGAAGAUGGGCACUGCACUGUCUCGGCGUUUCGAUCUCGUUGGUGAUACCGCUGACUUGGACGUUGCCAUCAAAUGUCACCGUGUGGCCAUUGACCUUCAAACGCCGGACAGUCCCGAUGUCCCCAUCAUGCAUGCCAAGCAUGCUCAAAUGCUCAUGAAGCGCUUUGGACUCCAAGUGAACCAAUCAGACCUUGAUCGAGCAAUUGAGCAAUACGCAUGCAUCUCCGAUCAAACCGAUCCUACACACGAAACAUGGCUUAUUGCCCUCGCCGAUGCACUGUCUGUAGUCAACUUCGAUGCAUCCAACGCACCCACUUUUGUGCUUGGGAAUCUAUCCCUCGCGCAUUUCUUUCGCUACCAACAGGAAGGUGACGCUCCAGAUCUCACAUCAUCCAUUGCCUACUCUACAGAAGCUCUUGAUAAGAUACCCUCCGAAGAUCAAAACUGUUCCGUCCUGCUCAAUAACCUUGCGAACGGCUUAAUUUCUCGCUUCAAAAAGCUCGGGAGCACUGAUGACUUGGAGCAAGCCAUCAAGUCCUACGGUUCUGUUAUUGAACUAUGUCCGGCGGGGCACAAAGGGCGUCUCCAUGCCCUCAGUAAUCUAGCGAGUGCAAUCAUGACCCGUUACGAACUCCAAGCGUCUCUAGCAGACCUUGAAAUCUCUUUGGGUUACUUCCAUGAAGCGCUCAAAAUUUGCCCCAGAAACCAUUUAGAUCGAGCCACAUUGCUCGAUAACCUUGCGACUACCCUCCGCAAGCGUUUUGAACGCACCGGAGACAUAGUUGACCUGGAAACAGCCAUCGAAAAUCACUAUGAAGCACUACAUGUUUUGCCGCCGUCUCAUCCCCAUCACUCUGACACAUUAUGCUCGCUUGGGAACGCCCUCCAGUCCCGGUUUGCGUUUCAGGGGGAUCCUAAUGACCUUGACGCAGCUGUAGACCGCUACAGCGAGGCCCUCCGCCUGCGUCCUCCAUCACAUCCAGAACGUGCUGAUUUGUUAAACAACCUUGCCAACGUCGCUUGCAAACUGUUUAACGAAUGGGAAAACCCACAUCAUCUCGACCUAUGCAUCGAGUACUACUCUGAAGCGCUCCAGUUUAGCCCAGAAGGGUAUCGUCGGCCGUUGUUGCUUCACAAUCUCGCCUCAUCUCUUACGACACGUUUCGUGUACCAUAAUGACGUCAAGGACCUGGACCGGGCAUUGGAGCUAGGUGCUUCUGCAUUGAAACUACGUGAAGAAGGCAAUGUAUAUAGAUUAUCCUCUCACGUGGUGCUAGCGAACGCAAAGGGUCUCAAAUACAAACUUGAAGGUGAUCCUGCCAUGCUUCAAGCUGCAUUUCAGCAUCUUGACGAGGCAAGCAGUACAUGCACUCCUGGUCAUCCGUCCCUUCUCGACAUCUGGGAAGAGUAUUCCCGUAUCCACCUUCAUGCCUACUCCAAGGCACCGCAAUCUACAGACCACAUGGAAGAAGCAUUUCGGUACUUUAGAAUGGCGUCAACUCACACAUCCGGGGGUUCGCUGCCCAAAUUCGACGUUGCGUUACGAUGGAUUAAAGAAGCGGAGACACAUAAGCACUCAUCAGCACUGGAUGCCUACCAGAUUGCUUUGAGCAUGUUCGACCGUCAUGUCGCAAUGACUCCGUCCAUAGAAUCACGGCAUCGCAUAGUGUGUAAAUACGCAGCCUCGUUGGCUGUAGACGCCGCAUCGUGUGCUCUCAGACGUGGGCUGGUCACACUCGCCGUGGAGAUGCUGGAGCACGGACGAGGUCUUCUAUGGACAUACCUCGCCCGUUUCCGGACGCCUCUGGAUGACUUGCAGAGCGUCGGUGAACGUGGCUGCCAACUAGCCUCUGAAUUUCUAAGGCUGAGCCCCCUUCUCGAAGACACAGCGUGUGGUGCUGUGACUGAAGAGGGGUUACACCACUACCGAUGUCUCCUCCGGGAAUGGGACGGUGUGGUAGAUCAGAUUAGGCUCGUAGACGGGUUCGGUGACUUUCUUCUCACACCGAGCUUUUCUAAGCUUAAGGAAGCUGCAAAAAAUGGGCCAGUGAUCAUCACCAAUGCCAGCCGAUACUCUUGUGAUGCAGUAAUCAUCCAUCACAAGCACGACCCAAUCCACAUCUCCCUGACUGACAUCAACGCAUCCGAUAUCCUUCGAUUGUCUUCCCAGUUCAGGGACUUUGCUACCAAUCGCGGCAGAGGACGCUCCACAGAAGGGCAGCUUACUGAGUUACUACGUCAAAUAUGGGACGCUGUCGUCCUUCCUGUGGUCAAAAAACUAGAUUCCUCUCUUCACCUUCCCAAAGGUUCGAGGAUAUGGUGGUGUCCCACUGGUCGUUUCAAUAGCAUCCCGCUCCACGCAGCAGGCCCGUUCUCGAGAGGAGAGGAAGGUCUGCCCAAUCGCUAUGUUUCAUCCUACACACCGACCCUUUCUGCACUCCUGCGGUGCCAAAAACCACGUCACGUUCUCAACGAUAAGACCCCUCCACGGGUUUUGGCAAUAGGACAGGCAGCACCCGCCGGUGGUUUUGCGAAGCUCGGGACCGUUGAUGAAGAACUCGAUUCGCUUCAAAGCAUCUUAGCGCCCGCCAUUCCGAUGACACGAAUGACUGGCGAAGGCGCAACAUGCUCAGAGUCCCUCCGCGCUAUUCAUACAAUGCCCUUGGGUUCACCUUACCUGCCAUGGGAAGCAAGAUGUGACUCGCCCUCUCAAGUCAUGCUUUGCCAUGAGCGACGGACCCCUGACGCUCUUGGACAUCGUUCACGCACCAUCCGAAUCCCCCCAGACGAAGUUGUGCAUCUUGCUGCUGCGAUGCAGUUUACUGGCUUUAGGGGAGUUGUUGGAACUAUGUGGGCUGUGGAUGACGCUGUCGUGGUCAAUAUGGUCUCGGCGUUUUACGAAGCCCUCCUCGAAAAAUCACCGGAGGGAUUAGAUUCUGAGCAUGCAGCACUGGCUUUGAAUACAGCUGCAAAGAGAGUGGAUAAAAGUGUCGUUCCAUUGGAACAGAGGAUUGUGUUCAUCCACAUUGGAGCAUGA